Messenger RNA from Punica granatum (pomegranate), 702 nucleotides. Lineage: Eukaryota; Viridiplantae; Streptophyta; Magnoliopsida; Myrtales; Lythraceae. The record is from RefSeq and is a predicted model, not a curated record.
AUGGGUAUAGAAAACCUUCAUCUGAACUUUGUGGGAAGUAAGCAGCAUAGUGUUUCUGGGAGAGCAGGCCACUCGCAGGAAUAUACUGAUACUAAUGGAUACAGAAAGGAUAAGAGAAGGUUUGGACAGCCUUCUCCACUUAGCUGGCAAGCUAAUAAAUCUUUCAUUGAUCACGAGUGGACUCGAGCUCCAUUUAUUGCGAGCUCACUUGUUUCUAUGAUGCUUAGACUGCCAAAACUGAAAUUCGCCAUCGUUACCUUGGGCGAAGAAGGAUGCGUAAUGCUCGAGAGGAGUAGUGAUGUCGGUCAUCAAGCAGAAGAAGCUGAUGUGGACUGCUUGCUGGAAAUUCUUAAACAGCAGAAAGAUGAUAGCAUGAUCAUUCCAACAUGUGUUGCAUCGUCGGUGACAAAGUUAAGAGCUGACGGGAUAGGGACCGUUAGAGGAAGGUUACUAUUGGGAACAGCUGAGAAAAUUCCGCUAACAGAACUCGUUGAUACAGCCGGUGCAGUUGAUGCAUUUAUAGGGGCUACUCUAUUUGGUGAUCCUUUCAUUAUUUUCGUAGAAGCUAUAUGCGCCAGCAUGCCACCUGAAAGGAUGCUGCCCUUUGCUGCUCAAGUGGCGGCUGCAAACUGCCGAGCUCUGGGGGCUCGGACUAGUCUCCCAUACCGUACAGAUCCACACCUCGCAACUUUCCUAAGUUAA